AUGUCCGGCGCCGGCGUCCCCCAAAGAUUCUGGGGUUCCCCAAUCCGGUACCUGCGAUGGGCAGCGCACGAGAAGCCCGCGAUAUUCUGGAGUGUUGUGAUCGGACUGAUGGGGCCUGCGUCGUUUGUGUUCAUCCCGCCGCUGAGAAGACUUGCUGGUGACGUGGACCCGCCGAGGAUCCCGUUGACUUAUCCAGUCCCCAAGGGCCCCAGGAAAAUCCCGGAAGGCUUCGACGAUCCCGAAUAA
Molecule: messenger RNA, 246 nt
Organism: Exophiala dermatitidis NIH/UT8656
Lineage: Eukaryota; Fungi; Ascomycota; Eurotiomycetes; Chaetothyriales; Herpotrichiellaceae
Product: NADH dehydrogenase
Exons: 2
Coding region: 1-246 (81 amino acids)
Source: RefSeq, a predicted model, not a curated record